CUAACCAUUGCCAUGCAUUUGUUAAAUAAAAACUAGUAGACCAAUAGGUCCUUUUUUUGAAAAGUCCACACCACUCAACCCCUACCCUUUAGUACAUAAUUUUCCUUUCUGCAACCUGACUGAAUCUGAAAAGCUCGGAACUCGGAGGUUCUCCGGCGGCCGCCACUUGCCACUUGGCUGCGCCACCGAGACUUCGCAACCAUGGCCAACAACAGCCACCAAAGAAAAAAGAAGAGAAGCAAAACAAGCAAAAGACACAAGCAGCAAGAACCAGCUGGACCAAGACGUUUCUCUGAGUUUGGGAAGUUUGCCAAUGAUUUGCUUACAAAGGGCUACAUCCAUGAUCAAACCCUGAGUAUCUCCACCCACAGUUGUAAUGGAGUGAUCAUAACUUCAAGGGCUUCUAGACAGGGAAGGCGAUCGACCGCAAACGUUGGAGCACAGUAUAAGUAUAAAAAUGCAGCAGUUGAAGUGAACUUUGAUACAAAAUCAAGUAUUGCGACAACACUCUCCUUUCGGGGAGAGAUUUUGCCAUCCAUGAAUGUCAAUGCUUCGUUGAGAUUACCCGAGUACGGUUCCAGCCAGCUCAACCUCAAAUUCCAGCAAUCCUUAAGAAAUGCUGCUUUAUCCAUCUCUGUUGGCCUAAACCAAUCCCCUGACAUAUUGCUUUCAGCAACUAUUGGCACUUCAAGCAUUGCAUUCGGCAUUGAGUCGAAGUAUAAGACCACUUCUCGUAGUUUCAGUCGGUUGGAUGCAGGCAUUUCCGUCACUAACCCGAGUCGUGACGCUUCAAUCAUACUUGCCGAAAAGGGUGACCUUCUAAGACUAGCAUAUGCGCAUCGUUUCGGCCAGUCAAGGAAGAUUUCCGCCGUUGCGGAGGUCACUAGGAGGUUAUCCAACAACAAGAAUUCCCUUGCUGUCGGAGUGUCGUGCAUUGCGGAUAAACUAACAACAGUGAAAGCAACGCUAAACAACCGGGGAAAGCUUCAAGCUCUCCUUGUUCAUAAAAUCAAACCGAACUCGAGUCUGAAUAUUUCGGCCGAAUUCAAUAUGAAAGUUUUAGACAAGAUCCCCAGAAUAGGAUUGGCUCUUGCCCUCAGGCUGUGACAUAGCUCUAUUAGAGCAUCAAUGAUUCCAUUAUAUAGUUUUUUUUUCUAAUAUAAUCUGUAAGGGUGAGGAAACAAUCGAUUAAACCGAGAUCUGGUACUAAGAAGCAACUAACUAUUGUUUUCGGAGGAUCGGAAAUUUUGGGUUCAAUAUUAUGAUCCUAUCAUAUUAUAAUUUCAUGAAGGUUAAAUUCUAUAAAAAGUCCUUGUACUUUGUGUUUUUGGAGGAUUUAAUACAUCUACUAUAAUUUGAUCA
Gossypium raimondii (Peruvian cotton) is the source of this 1362-nucleotide messenger RNA. RefSeq names its product mitochondrial outer membrane protein porin 2. The record is from RefSeq and is a predicted model, not a curated record. Lineage: Eukaryota; Viridiplantae; Streptophyta; Magnoliopsida; Malvales; Malvaceae. Gene Ontology annotation, molecular function: voltage-gated monoatomic anion channel activity. Gene Ontology annotation, biological process: monoatomic anion transmembrane transport. The transcript is spliced from 6 exons. Bases 202 to 1107 code for a protein of 301 amino acids. Gene Ontology annotation, cellular component: mitochondrial outer membrane.